This is a messenger RNA of Phragmites australis (common reed), 1785 nucleotides long. RefSeq names its product anthocyanidin 3-O-glucosyltransferase 2-like. The coding region runs from base 234 to 1700 and encodes 488 amino acids. Gene Ontology annotation, molecular function: UDP-glycosyltransferase activity. The record is from RefSeq and is a predicted model, not a curated record. NCBI's taxonomy places the organism in Eukaryota, Viridiplantae, Streptophyta, Magnoliopsida, Poales, Poaceae. The transcript has a single exon.
AAAGGACUAUUGGAGGAAUAUGGACGUCGUCGUCGUCGUCUCGAUCUUCGCAGGUGGAGUGGACGCUGCGGUCUUCAAGAUGCGGCAGAGGCAAGUGAACAGACAGUGGAUCGUCGGACGCGCGAUCUUGUGUCGCGCUUGCCACAUAUGGACCGACUCAAUUACUCGAUUACUCUCUGCUCUUCUCCGGCCUGUGACCAGCUGACCAGAGAGACAGCAAGAUCGCAGCGCUCAUGGCGGCGCCAGCCAUCAUUCCUACGACGCCCACGCACGUCGUCCUCCUGCCGGACCCCAGCUCCGGUCACCUCAUGCCCCUCAUCCAGGCCGGCAUCCGUAUCCUCCGCCACGCCGAAGCAAACGCCACCGUCACCGUCCUCCUCGUCCGCCCUACCACGCCGGACUCCGCCGCCAAGGUUGCCGCCCAGGUCCAGCGCAUCGCCGCCUCCGGCUCAGGCGCCGCCAUUCGCUUCCACCAUCUCCCGGCCAUCGAGCCCCCAGCGCCCUUCCCGCCAGGCCAGGUCCCAGCCUUCAAGUCCCGCUACAUGCAGCUCUACGCGCCCCACGUCAAGGCCGCCAUCGCCGCGCUCCGCCCCGCACCCUCCGCGCUCCUCCUCGACUUCUUCGCCACCGCCGCGCUCGACGACUUCGACGUCCCGGCGUACGUCUACUUCACUUCCACCGCCACCAUGCUCGCGCUCAUGCUGCGCCUCCCGGCGCUGCAGGAGGAGCUCCCCUUCGACUUCGCCGACAUGGACGGGACGGUGGACAUCCCCGGCAUGUCACCAGUCCCGGCGGCGUGCAUGCCCGAGAUCCUGGCCCGCAAGAAUAGCCUCAACUACAGCUGGUUCGUGUCCCACGGCCGCCGCUUCAUGGAAGCCGACGGCAUCGUCGCCAACACCGUGUCCGAGCUCGAGCCGGGGAUCCUUGGCGCCAUCGCAGCCGGCCGGUGCGUGCCGGGGCACGCGGCCCCGCCGGUGUAUCCCAUCGGCCCGGUGAUCGACCUGGACGGCAGAUUGACGUCGGAACACAGGUGCGUGGCGUGGCUUGACGCGCAGCCGGCGGGGUCGGUGGUGUACCUGUGCUUCGGGAGCGUGGGCUGGUUUGAGGCGGCGCAGGCGCGGGAGCUCGCGGCAGGGCUGGAGCGCAGCGGGCACCGGUUCCUGUGGGUUCUGCGGGGCCCUCCAGCGGCGGGGUCGGGAUCGCACCACCCGACGGACGGCGACGCGGCGACGUUGCUCCCGGAGGGGUUCCUGGAGAGGACGGAGGCGCGGGGUCUGGUGUGGCCGGCGUGGGCGCCACAGCAGGAGAUCCUGGCGCACGCGGCGAUGGGCGCGUUCGUGACGCACGGCGGGUGGAACUCGUGCCUGGAGAGCCUCUGGUCCGGGGUGCCCAUGGUACCGUGGCCGCUGUACGCGGAGCAGCACCUGAACGCGUUCCAGAUGGUGGCGGAGAUGGGCGUUGCGGUGCCGCUCGAGGGCGCCGGUGGGAAGGAACGGAUGCUAGUGGAGGCGGCUGCGGUGGAGCGGGCGGUGAGGAGCGUGAUGGGGGAGACACAGGAUGGGAGGAGGGCGCGCGAGAAUGCCAUGCGGAUGAAGCUGCUGUGCCGCAAGGCCGUGGACGCAGGCGGCUCUUCUCACGCCGCGCUGCAGCGCCUCUGCGACGACAUCCGCCGCCGCACCGGCACUACCGCUGCUGUCUAGCCUCGUUUGGUAGAGAAAUGUGUUGGUCAUGGCCAUGUAUGAGUGAACACCGCUGUUGCUUGGGAUUAAAACAAUAAAUGGAGAA